CAGGGCUUCGUAUACAGUGGCUGUGCAGUUACUGUAAUUACUUUAACUGACCUCAGUGGUGUGUGUAAGGAGAACAGCCCAGAAGGCAGGCCCAGAUGGGGCAUCCUUUGUUCUGAGUUGGACGUAAAUUCACGCCCUUACUGAACUUGGGUCUAGCUACUUUGGGAACCCAGCCAAUGUCAAAUUCUAAUCAUGACAUGGUCUUUUUGGAGUAGCAUGAACUCAGGAGAAAUCUGGCUCUUUGUCGAGCCCUCACCCCAUCCAUCCUGCAUGCAGACUGUUCCAAGUAACAGGAGAUGUUCUAGGCAGGGCCACGCCAAGCUAUUCCUUCUUUGGAGAGUGAUCCAGUGACACUGAACGUCUGUUGGCCGCCUCUCCCCAACGCCUGCAGUCUCUGGCCCCUGAGUGCCCCUCCUUCCAUCCGCCUUCUACAGCUAGAGCCUCAGCCCUCCCUCUCGCCUGGAAGCCUUUCCCCCGCCCCCUUGUGCUGCCUCCAGCUCUGGCUCUAGGCUCUUCCUUUGUCAUAGCUCCGCCCAGUCGGGACACACUCGCUGGGGAAGUUUUCUGUGUUUCUUCCCUACUCACGCUGGGUCUAAGCUGGCAGAGAUGGACCAUCCAAAACCCAGGGUUUUCCUAGCCAGGCACCACUGCCCCUUCCUAGGAAUGCGGGCCUUGGGGGCUGGCAGUGUGAGGUUCUCUGUGCCGCCCUCCAUCAGGUAGAUGUCAUCAAGGAUCCAUGGGCUGAAGGAGCAUGUUUUUGUGCCGGGUGGGGCUGUCAUGCAUGGAGCCAGGCAGCAGUGGAGGGCAAAGCUUUGAGUGAGGCAGCACAGACAGUCGUAACUAUGGCGUGUGGAGCCACUGGGUGGGGACAUUUUCACCCUCACCGUCACCAGCCUUCUGCCUGCGUGGAAAUGCAGCAACUCUCACUUGACUGUCACUCUGGAGCUUGGCUGCCUGCCCUCUGAUGCCUCUUGCCCCUACCCCGUGCAGCAGGAACCCUGCCAUGGUGAACGAACCCAGAGGGAAUGACGGCCCCCACCCCCGCUCGGAGGGCAGCAGUAGUGGCAGCGAGAGCUCCAGGGAUAGUUCGAGAUGUUCCACCCCGGGGCUGGACCCCGAGCGGCAUGAGAGACUCAGGGAGAAGAUGAGGCGGAGGAUGGAUUCUGGUGACAAGUGGUUCUCCCUCGAAUUCUUCCCUCCUCGGACUGCCGAGGGAGCUGUCAAUCUCAUCUCAAGGUUUGACCGCAUGGGGGCAGGUGGCCCCCUCUUCGUAGAUGUGACUUGGCACCCAGCAGGGGACCCUGGCUCCGACAAGGAGACCUCCUCCAUGGUGAUCGCCAGUGCCGCUGUGAACUACUGUGGCCUGGAGACCAUCCUGCACAUGACCUGCUGCCAUCAGAGCCGGGAGGAGAUCACUGGCUAUCUGCACAAGGCCAAGCGGCUGGGCCUGAAGAACAUCUUGGCGUUGAGGGGAGACCCCAUAGGUGACGAGUGGGAGGAGGAGGAAGGAGGCUUCAGCUAUGCUGCAGACCUGGUGAAGCACAUCCGAAGCGAGUUUGGUGACUACUUUGACGUCUGUGUGGCAGGUUACCCCAAAGGCCACCCUGACGCAGGGAGCCUUGAGGCCGACCUGAAGUACUUGAAGGAGAAGGUGUCUGCGGGAGCCGACUUCAUCAUCACUCAGCUUUUCUUUGAGGCUGACACGUUCUUCCGUUUUGUUAAGGCUUGCUCCGAGAUAGGCAUUACCUGCCCCAUCCUCCCCGGCAUCUUUCCUAUUCAGGGCUACCACUCCCUUCGGCAGCUUGUGAAGCUGUCCAAGCUGGAGGUGCCGCAGCAGAUCAAGGAUGUGAUCGAGCCGAUCAAAGACAACGACGCUGCCAUCCGCAGCUAUGGCAUCGAGCAGGCCGUGAGCCUGUGCCGGGAGCUUCUGGCAAGUGGCUUGGUGCCGGGCCUCCACUUCUAUACCCUCAACCGCGAGGUAGCCACCAUCGAGGUGCUGAAGCGUCUGGGCCUGUGGAUCGAGGACCCCAGGCGUCCCCUGCCCUGGGCUGUCAGUGCCCACCCCAAGCGCCGGGAGGAAGAUGUACGUCCCAUAUUCUGGGCCUCCAGGCCGAGGAGUUACAUCUACCGCACCCAGGACUGGGAUGAGUUCCCCAACGGCCGCUGGGGCAACUCCUCCUCACCGGCCUUCGGGGAGCUGAAGGACUACUACCUCUUCUACCUCAAGAGCAAGUCCCCGAGGGAAGAGCUGCUAAAGAUGUGGGGCGAGGAGCUGACCAGUGAAGAGAGUGUCUUUGAAGUCUUUGCCUGCUACCUCUCGGGAGAGCCCAACCAGAACGGCUACAAAGUGACUUGCCUGCCCUGGAAUGACGAGCCCUUGGCAGCUGAGACGAGCCUGAUGAAGGAGGAGCUGCUGCGAGUGAACCGGCAGGGCAUCCUCACCAUCAACUCCCAGCCCAACAUUAACGGGAAGCCGUCCUCCGACCCCACUGUGGGCUGGGGCCCCAGCGGGGGCUAUGUCUUCCAGAAGGCCUACUUAGAGUUCUUCACCUCCCGCGAGACAGUGGAAGCGCUUCUGCAAGUGCUGAAGAAGUAUGAGUUCCGGGUCAACUACCACAUCGUCGAUGUGAAGGGUGAAAACAUCACCAAUGCCCCUGAGCUGCAGCCCAACGCCGUCACUUGGGGCAUCUUCCCUGGGCGAGAGAUCAUCCAGCCCACAGUGGUGGAUCCUGUCAGCUUCAUGUUCUGGAAGGAUGAGGCCUUCGCCCUGUGGAUCGAGCAGUGGGGCAAGCUGUAUGACGAGGAGUCCCCGUCACGCAUGAUCAUCCAGUACAUCCACGACAACUACUUCCUGGUCAACCUGGUGGACAAUGAGUUUCCGCUGGACAACUGCCUGUGGCAGGUGGUGGAAGACACAUUUGAGCUUCUCAACAGGCCCAUCCCGAAUGAGAGGGAGAUGGAGGCUCCGUGACUCUGCACCAACAUCCUUAAUUUGAGGCUGCUAUGUCCCACCUCCCUCCUCCCCAGUCCUGGUUCUCCUGGGGACCCCUGUUCUCCUUCAUUUCUCCCCAAGCCCUGGCCUCCACUUCCCCACAUGAUGAUGGCAGCUAGACUGGUGUGAGGCUUCUGGGCUCUGGCUGGACCUGAGUCAGCCCCACGCGGAGCCCUGUGUUCCCUGCUCAGCCAGGACUUGUGCUCUUUUGUGGGGAGCACCUCCGUCCUGCAGAGGAGCACGGUGGGCGGAGCAGCAUCCUCCCUGAGAGGGGAGACCAGCUGUUGGAUGAGCCCUGGCACCAGGGCAGCCCCUGGGAGCCUGCCUGGGACUGCAGUGACCUUGCACUUAGGACCUGUGGAGGACGGGCAGAGUGAACACAGGCAGCAGGCACGGUGGUUUUCCGGGGGGACAUGGCGAA
Ceratotherium simum simum (southern white rhinoceros) is the source of this 3413-nucleotide messenger RNA. Lineage: Eukaryota; Metazoa; Chordata; Mammalia; Perissodactyla; Rhinocerotidae. The record is from RefSeq and is a predicted model, not a curated record.